AUGGCCAGACAUCACCCAGACCUCCUCUAUUGCCGACGGAUGCCGGGAAUCGCGAUCGGGACGGCUCUCGUGCACAUCUGUGACGAGUGCAACUAUGGCACGUACAAGGGCCGGUGUAUCGUCUGUGACGGACGUGGGAUCUCUGAUGCCUACUACUGCAAGGAGUGUGUGACCCUAGAGAAGGAUCGCGACGGGUGCCCAAAGAUUGUCAAUCUGGGCACUGCGCGAACCGACCUGUUCUAUGAGCGCAAGAAAUACGGCUUCCAAAAACGCUAG
Molecule: messenger RNA, 276 nt
Organism: Linderina pennispora
Lineage: Eukaryota; Fungi; Kickxellomycota; Kickxellomycetes; Kickxellales; Kickxellaceae
Product: PHD finger-like domain-containing protein 5A-like protein
Exons: 2
Coding region: 1-276 (91 amino acids)
Biological process (GO): mRNA splicing, via spliceosome
Cellular component (GO): precatalytic spliceosome; catalytic step 2 spliceosome; U12-type spliceosomal complex
Source: RefSeq, a predicted model, not a curated record